CAGGUGGUGUACAACUAUCACCACCGACAAACCCAAAACCCCCAGCGUGAAUCGUCCCAUUAGCCCGCACCAUACCUCUUUGCGCUGAUCUCUCUCUAUUCAUCUGCCACGACGUCCAGACUCUCCCCUUCGAUUGUUUCCGUCUUGCGAAAUGUCAUCAGCAUCUACCGCGCGGUAUCGCGAUCGCACGCACGAGUUCCUUUCGCUCGUAGAGUCCCACACCCAAGCCUCUGGAUCGUCCAGCAGACUGCUUGCUGAUGGAGGGAACAAUCGCAAAAAGACUCCAGCAGAAAGGAGCGAGUUUGCAAAGAGGGCUGCAUCUGUGGCCAAGGAGAUCGCAGAGACGAGCGCCAAGUUGGGAAGACUUGCUGAGCUGGCGAAGCGCAAGACCCUCUUCGACGAUCGACCCGUCGAGAUUAGCGAACUGACGUACAUCAUCAAGCACGACUUAGCGUCGAUCAACCAACAACUGGGUCAGCUCCAAUCCUUCGGCAAGCAUCAAAGGGCGGCGCCAUCAGGCAAGAAGGACAAGGGGGAAGAACACAGAGGUAAUGUGGUCACUUUGCUCCAGAGCAGAUUGGCUGGGACUACGAGCGCUUUUCAGGAAGUGUUGGAGGUCAGGACAAAGAACAUGAAAGCAUCGAGAGAGCGGACUGACCAAUUUGCCUUCAACGGCGGAGCAGCUCCAGCACCACCUCAAGCCAACUCGAUCCUUCGUUCUCGCCUCGGUGUACCACCAGACUCCCCGCUCUACACUCCCAGAGCUGGAUCGAGUCAAAGUCAAGUGGCUGCAAGAUCAGCACCCCAGCAAGGAUACGACCCAACGCAGGCAGCUUAUGAUGGGUACGAUUCAAAGGCGAAAGGAGGUGGGGAGUUUCUGACGCUGGAUAUGGGCCAACAACAGCAGCAGCUUGAGCUGAUGGAGAACGGAGGCAAUGAUGCAUACAUGCAGCAGCGGUCCACUGCAAUUGAAUCGAUCGAGAGCACCAUUUCAGAGCUUGGCUCCAUCUUUGGACAAUUGGCACAUAUGGUGCAAGAGCAAGGAGAAAUGGUCACUAGAAUCGAUGCCGACGUCGAAGAAGUAGGGCUCAACGUGGAGGGAGCGCAGAGGGAGCUGCUCAAAUACCUGCAUCACGUAUCGUCCAAUCGGAUGCUGAUGCUCAAAAUUUUUGGCGCCGUCAUCAUCACUUUCUUGUUACUCGUUGCUCUCAGCUAGGACCCUUUCCUCGUCUCAAUGCCAUGCAAAUUGAUGACAGACACGUGCCAGCAGAGUCACGCCACGGCGUCAUACUGCAAGCUGCAAAGGCGGGGUAUAGUUGAUGCGAUUGAAGGAUUCGGGAACUGUACGAGCGUCCUCCCGGCAGCCAAGGGUAAAUCGGACUGGUACUGCAUAGGGCUGAAUUGUGCCCAUGACGGGAGUGCAACGGCUGUACGCAAGAGUGAUGCCUCGGCCUGCAAUUUA
Ceraceosorus guamensis is the source of this 1462-nucleotide messenger RNA. Its product is annotated as t-SNARE. The transcript is spliced from 7 exons. NCBI's taxonomy places the organism in Eukaryota, Fungi, Basidiomycota, Exobasidiomycetes, Ceraceosorales, Ceraceosoraceae. Bases 152 to 1216 code for a protein of 354 amino acids. Gene Ontology annotation, cellular component: Golgi membrane; endomembrane system; SNARE complex. The record is from RefSeq and is a predicted model, not a curated record. Gene Ontology annotation, molecular function: SNAP receptor activity; SNARE binding. Gene Ontology annotation, biological process: vesicle fusion; endoplasmic reticulum to Golgi vesicle-mediated transport; intracellular protein transport.